GGAGCCGGAGCGAGAGCCGGGGCCUCGGCGUCCCCGCCCUCUGCCGCCUCGGCCCGCGUCCGCCCGCCAUGGACUCGGACGAGGGCUACAACUACGAGUUCGACGAGGACGAGGAGUGCAGCGAGGAGGACAGCGGCGCGGAGGAGGAGGAGGACGAGGACGACGACGAGCCGGACGAUGAUAACCUGGACCUGGGCGAGGUGGAGCUGGUGGAGCCCGGGCUGGGCGUCGGCGGGGAGCGGGACGGACUGCUGUGCGGGGAGACGGGCGGCGGCGGCGGCAGCGCCCUGGGGCCGGGCGGCGGCGGCGGUGGCGGCGGCGGCGGCGGCGGCGGCGGGCCUGGGCACGAGCAGGAGGAGGACUACCGCUACGAGGUGCUCACGGCCGAGCAGAUCCUGCAGCACAUGGUGGAGUGCAUCCGGGAGGUCAACGAGGUCAUCCAGAAUCCCGCAACUAUCACAAGAAUACUCCUCAGCCACUUCAAUUGGGAUAAGGAAAAGCUAAUGGAAAGGUACUUUGAUGGAAACCUGGAGAAGCUCUUUGCUGAGUGUCAUGUAAUUAAUCCAAGUAAAAAGUCUCGAACACGCCAGAUGAAUACCAGGUCAUCAGCACAGGACAUGCCUUGUCAGAUCUGCUACUUGAACUACCCUAACUCGUAUUUCACUGGCCUUGAAUGUGGACAUAAGUUUUGUAUGCAGUGCUGGAGUGAAUAUUUAACUACCAAAAUAAUGGAGGAAGGCAUGGGACAGACUAUUUCGUGUCCUGCUCAUGGGUGUGAUAUCUUAGUGGAUGACAACACAGUUAUGCGCCUGAUCACAGAUUCAAAAGUUAAAUUAAAGUAUCAGCAUUUAAUAACAAAUAGCUUUGUAGAGUGCAAUCGACUGUUAAAGUGGUGUCCCGCCCCAGAUUGCCACCAUGUUGUUAAAGUCCAAUAUCCUGAUGCUAAACCUGUUCGCUGCAAAUGUGGGCGCCAGUUUUGCUUUAACUGUGGAGAAAACUGGCAUGAUCCUGUGAAGUGCAAGUGGUUAAAGAAGUGGAUUAAAAAAUGCGAUGAUGACAGUGAAACUUCAAAUUGGAUUGCAGCCAACACAAAGGAAUGUCCCAAAUGCCAUGUCACAAUUGAGAAGGAUGGCGGUUGUAAUCACAUGGUCUGUCGUAACCAGAACUGUAAAGCAGAGUUUUGCUGGGUGUGUCUUGGCCCUUGGGAACCACAUGGAUCUGCCUGGUACAACUGUAAUCGCUAUAAUGAGGAUGACGCCAAGGCAGCCAGAGAUGCACAGGAGCGCUCCAGGGCAGCCCUGCAAAGGUAUCUCUUCUACUGUAAUCGCUACAUGAACCACAUGCAGAGUCUGCGCUUUGAGCACAAGCUGUAUGCUCAGGUGAAGCAGAAGAUGGAGGAGAUGCAGCAGCACAACAUGUCCUGGAUCGAGGUGCAGUUCCUGAAGAAAGCUGUGGAUGUCCUCUGCCAGUGCCGUGCCACACUCAUGUACACUUAUGUCUUCGCCUUCUACCUCAAAAAGAAUAACCAGUCCAUUAUCUUUGAGAAUAACCAAGCAGAUCUAGAGAAUGCCACAGAGGUGCUCUCGGGCUACCUCGAACGAGAUAUUUCCCAAGAUUCUCUGCAGGAUAUAAAACAGAAAGUACAAGAUAAGUACAGAUACUGCGAGAGUCGCCGGAGGGUUUUGCUACAGCAUGUGCAUGAAGGCUAUGAGAAAGAUCUUUGGGAGUACAUUGAGGACUGAGAGUGGCCCCGCAUAAAAUGAACUCUGAAAUCUUUACCAUCUAGAGUGCUCAUGCAAUUAAAACAAACAAAACAAACACAAACAAGGAGGCACUAAGCCUAUUCUGACACGACUGGUCUAUAGUACCAGAAUUCUGUUUUGUUAACGGAAAGUUUAAGUAAAUUAUAUUGUAAUAAAAAAGGUAGAUAAACCAUUGUACAACAGUAUUCUAGGCCGCCAACAAAGUGUGACACACACUAAAAGCCCUCCAACUUUAACUUGUAACGUAGCUUCAUUCUCAAAGCUGACUCCUUGUUUCUUUUUCUUUUCCCUGAGUGUAGUACAGUUAAACUUUCCAACAGCUCCUUGACACUGCUUUUCAUGUCCAAACCAGGCAUUUUGUUGUACUUUGGUAAAGGCCCUCUUCCCUUUCCUACCCACACACACAAUACGCCCACACACACAGACUGACUCUCUUACUCAAAGUCAUGAGUGAACGAUUACUCCUUGUGAAGAAAAUUCUUGGGACAAGGAAGGGGGUAGGCAGCAAGAGGAUUAAACAAACAAAAACAAAAUACUUUGUAUAUGACUUUUAAAAACAAGAGGACAACACAGUAUUUUUCAAAAUUGUAUAUAGCGCAUAUGCAUGGACAAAGCAAGCGUGGCACGUGUUUGCAUAAUGUUCAAUUACAAAAAUAUUUAUUCUUUAAAAAUCUUCAAGAUUAUGUCUAUUUGCUGUGCAUUUUAUUUCAGUUUGUUUAUCUUUCCAGGGUUGGGGUUGGGAUGAAAGGAGCACCUCUGGAGACCCAGGGAGAGCUCUGGGCACUUCCUUUCCUGGUUGCUUUGCCCUUUCUGAUGUUGGUGUGUCUUUGUGGCCCUCGGCUUCAUGCCUUGAAGUCCCAGCUCUUGAUCACAGGGACAGGGAGGCUGUGCCCAGACUCUGCCAAGGCCCAGAAGGGCUGCUGUGGGGAUUCGCGUUGCUGCAGUUCCUAAAUGAUCUGUCCCCAGCCUGAUCCCCUGUGGCCACAUCCUGCACACUGCUUCGGGCUUCCCGAGCGCCCUUUCACAUCCUGAGGAAGCAUUUCAAAGUUUGUUUUCCUUUUUGCUUUUCCUUUGUUGCUACUUAGAGCCUUUUAAAAUUUCAGUUGUGGCUCUUAUCUCACCCCUUCUCCUACUUAGGGCAUCAAGCAGAAUGUUUUUGCUUUAAGUAUAAUAAAUAGCCAUUCACUUAGUCUCAGAUUGUGAAUUUAAAAAUGGCAGAUUCUGAGAUUGCUUGUGUGUGUUGAUGUGGGUUCUGUUUGUUUGAAGGCAGACACCACUAGAACGUGAUAUAUUCCCAUCUAGUGCAUUUAAAUAGAAAUCACGUGAGUUUACUUCUUUUCUAUUGUCAGCAGACAGGAGAAUUAAUAAUGCAUUUUAGCUGUGAUGUCCAUUUUUAUGAAAUUUCUACUUAAGAGCUAUGUUAAAAGUAAAGGAUGGUGGUGGUUUUAUUAACUAUAUGCCUGUUUGGGCCAUUCUGGCUAUGAUAUUUUUAACAGGUCAGCAUCCCUAAACCUGUCAGUUUUUUACAGGAAUGCAGAGUGAACUAGGCAACCAGAUAAGAGGUCUGCAGGAGCCUCUUUGUCUUCCUUUAGCUGCCUCGUGCUAGGGAGUGUUUCCCACUUGCGAGGCAGCUCUGUCUGCUCUUGGCACUGUCCAUCUUAUUACUCCAUUGGGAAGUAGCUUUACUUUCCUCUGGCCUUUUGCCUAAGUUAGGCUUUGCUGAGUCAACCCUACUUUUCCUUUUAGAAAAGGUUGUUAAAUGAGAUGUACUUGCAACUGUUCUUUUCCCAUCAACCAUCAGUGAAUGUUUGCUGAGUGUAUUAUGCUGCUUCCUUAAACCACUUGUCGCCUGAGGGUCUGCUUCCUGAGCGUUUCCUCCUGUCCUCCCCGGCCACCUCAGGUGCACAUCUGAAUUCAGUGUCUGCUUCUCCCAUGCUCUGUAGUCUCCCUUCCCUGCAUCCGGCCCUUGCCUCCCGUAGCACAUUUGGCUUUAUUUUACUCUAAAUGACUGCAUCUUGUCAUUUAUCAAAACUAAGGAGUUUUUUUGUUUUGUUUUGUUUUUUGUUUUUUAAGAAAACUUGAGUAAGUUCCUUUCCCUGGUGACUUUGAAAAGCAGCCAGUGUUGAUAUAUAGAUAUAAGUGUCUCCCUCAGAAUGCUUUGUGUAUGUGUGGUGUUUUAAAAGUCUCACGGUUAACUUUGCAGUAUCCAGGUUUGAGUGUCAUAAACCCUGUUGACACGCCCCCUCGCAACAAGUAUCCAAAGACAGUGUGUGUGCUUCUUACCGUCAGCCCCGCCUACAGAGGGGACUGCCUUGGUGGGUGUGUCUCCACGUUUACAUGGAUUGAGGUGAACUGGCCUUUCUGCUUCCAAGCUUUGAACAGCUGUCUCCUUGUUGGACAGAAUUCCCCAAGCUGGUUGCUCUUGUUGUUAGCAGCUUCAGUGCCCCAUCUGUGACAGGCAGGUGGGACAGCAGGAUGCUCCCCCAUUGCGCCUGCUGCGUCUUUCCGUCAGAGGGCGCGCUCCCCGCACAGUAAGCGCCAGAGUCUCCCUGUCGUCUCAAGGUUAGUUAAUGUUGUCUUUGGAAAAGUGCAUGCUUCAUUUGAACACUUGAUUGAGCAGCGAAUGGACCUACAAUGAUUAAAAUUUUGAUCCAAAGCUCAGGACACAAACUACGGUGGCAGGAUGGAGUAGUUUGUUAUCAUCCAACUCUAAAUUCUGUGUAAUUUGCUGAGACCAGGAUUGUGUGUGUUUUAUGUGUGUGUAAAUAAAUACCUUAAAUGUACACGUGUAUACAUACACACAUAGGCAAGAGACCCACGACUGACUUGUAUUGAAACGUUGGAAUUGGCAGUGUGAUAUGUGGUUCAGCCAUGAUUAGGGACUGAAAUUUAGUUGGAGAGAGAAAAGAAAGUAAUGUAACAAAUACUUAUAGCUACAAAUCCCGGUAUAGAGCACUUGGGGGAUGGGAUGGGGUGGGUUGGUGAGACAAUCAGAUUGGUAAAUUGAUGAAAUGCUCCUAACCCUGUAAUUUUGUGCAUAGAGCACCCUGUGCUGUGGAAAUAACUGUUCUUAGAUUUUCAUUGUAACUGGACUGUUCAGGUUGCCCAGAGGGAAAGAACAUUCCUAAUUCUAAUAAAAUAAACUUUUAUUUUGUUAUUCCA
Molecule: messenger RNA, 4925 nt
Organism: Lepus europaeus (European hare)
Lineage: Eukaryota; Metazoa; Chordata; Mammalia; Lagomorpha; Leporidae
Gene: ARIH1
Product: ariadne RBR E3 ubiquitin protein ligase 1
Biological process (GO): positive regulation of proteasomal ubiquitin-dependent protein catabolic process; ubiquitin-dependent protein catabolic process; protein polyubiquitination
Cellular component (GO): ubiquitin ligase complex; cytoplasm; nucleus
Molecular function (GO): ubiquitin protein ligase activity; ubiquitin conjugating enzyme binding; zinc ion binding
Source: RefSeq, a predicted model, not a curated record